AUGGAUGAGUUGAUUACUUGCUCAAUAAAUUGCUCAAACAAACCAAUUUAUCUAUGUGAUUGUUCUGAUAAUAAAUCUGUGUUUUUAUGCCAAAGCCACCUUGGAGAGCAUGGAGAAACACCUGGAAGCCACCAUUUCACUCCAAUCAUGAAAAAUCCUGAUCCUCAAACCAGAAAAAUAAUUUCUGAAUUUUUAAAAGGCUUAAAGCAGAAAAUAAAGCAAGAUCGACUAACGUUACUCCAAGAAGCAUCAAUACUAGUAAUGCAAAUAGAAGAAAAAGUUGAAAAAUCAUUAGAAAAGAUUUUAUUUAUAGAAAAAAGAUUAAAUGAAUAUAUAUAUUUAUGUGCCACCUUAGAUAAAAUCAAUCAGUUCAACAGCAGUAGCUUCAUUGAAUCACUCUUAAAUUUGUCUCCUGAAAAAGCUGCAAAAAUAAAAUAUCAAGAAGAUAUAGUUAAGAUUAACAAUGUUCAACUGAAAAAAGGGAUUAAAAAAUUCUUUAAUAUUUUAGAUUCUUUGCUAUAUGAAGAAAGCUUUUACUUUAUAACUAAUGAUUACAGACUUAUACAGUUUGAUUUGAAAAAUAAACAAUUAAAACAUCUCAAGACCUUAGCAGAGAGCACUUUAUCAUCUGUAUGACGCUCAUCAAGCAAAUUUACUAAUAAGAUCAUAAAUUAG
Molecule: messenger RNA, 675 nt
Organism: Blepharisma stoltei
Lineage: Eukaryota; Ciliophora; Heterotrichea; Heterotrichida; Blepharismidae
Source: the annotation of a GenBank genome assembly